AUGGACGAAAAUAGUCCCGCCUUCAGGGCAGCGGCAGCAAUUCUGCAGGAUCAGGCUGAAGACUUGCUUCUGCUGGAAUACGUGGAGUGCGUCCAGCGAUCGGGAUUCCCCAUCACAAAAUCCCAGCUCAUGGCCGCAGCGCGAGACCUCCGGCGGCGUCGAGAUCCUGCAGCGGGAGAGAUGGAUCGCGACUUCUACGGCUCUUGGCUUCUGGACCACCCCGAGGUUCGGAUAUACAGGGACGCCACGACACUCAUCAUCAAGUUCUUUGAAGACUUGACAAAGAUUGUGAGAGACUGCCGCAUCGGCGCCUCGGAGUAUUGGAGCCAGGAUGAGUGCAGUAUCAGAGCUGGCACCGUUCGCCAACAGGUGCAGGUCGCUGUUACGGAGUCCAUCCGGUCACAAACCUCACGCGGCGUCGACCCAAGCAAUCCAGAAUCCACAGGUCUCUUGGUGACGGCCAACGGCGCCUGCGACACAAUACCACCAUGGCUGAUAUUCAAGACGUUUCCAGCCUCCUGGCCCGAGGAAGGCGAGGCGGUGGACGACAACGACGAGAGCAUUCGCUUCGUCCAGUCCGCCACGGGCUUCUCAAACGCCGAAAUCGCGUUGCAAUGGCUUCACCACUUCAACAUGUGGUCCUGGAAAAGGUCGGAAAGAGCCCAGCAGUCUGGGAAGACGCUCGAAGAAUGGUUCGGCUGCGAUGCGUGGCUCAGGAACCCCCAAACGCCUCAUUCAGAACCGCACACAGCCACCCCAACCGUGCGGCUCCCACACGAGAAGAUUUACCGUCUUCUCGUUAUCGACAGCUCUCUGGGCCACACAAGCCUCGACUUCUUCGACUACUGCAGAAAAUUUGACAUUAUAGUCAUUGUCAUCCCUUCCGACUUGCCAUUUCCUCAGAGCAUUGGAGAAGAUGUAUGA
Molecule: messenger RNA, 924 nt
Organism: Trichoderma citrinoviride
Lineage: Eukaryota; Fungi; Ascomycota; Sordariomycetes; Hypocreales; Hypocreaceae
Exons: 4
Coding region: 1-924 (307 amino acids)
Source: RefSeq, a predicted model, not a curated record